CUAGGAGAAAACAAAGCUUAAACACUGUGCACGACCCACGUUUGUUUGCAAGAAUGAAAAGAAAUGGCCCUUGAAAAACCGAGGCGUCAGGCGUUUGAAAAUUUGGCAGAUUCGAGAGAAGUACAUAAGUAGCUAACGGUUCGUAGGGUUCAUUAACUCUCUCUUCUGUUCUGUCCUUCACUAUUCGUUGACGGAGAGAGAGAGAGAGAGAGAGAGGAGCUCGGAUAAGAAGAGUCCAGAAAGAAACGAAGAAACAGAGAGAGAGAGAGAGAGAUGGGGAGGCCACGGUGCUAUCUGGACAUAAGCAUAGGAGGAGAGCUGGAAGGGAGGAUAGUGGUGGAGCUCUACAAUGAUGUGGUGCCGAAAACCGCUGAGAACUUCAGGGCUCUCUGCACCGGCGAGAAAGGCAUUGGUCCAAACACUGGCGUGCCCCUUCACUACAAGGGAACCCGUUUUCAUCGUGUUGUUAAAAGCUUUAUGGUGCAAGGUGGAGAUACCUCUGCUGGUGAUGGCACGGGGGGAGAAUCUAUCUAUGGCUUGAAAUUUGAAGACGAGAAUUUUGAAUUAAAGCAUGAAAGGAAAGGAAUGUUAUCUAUGGCUAAUUCCGGUCCUAACACAAAUGGGUCUCAGUUUUUCAUCACGACAACUCGCACUUCUCAUCUAGAUGGAAAACAUGUUGUGUUUGGGAAGGUAGUUAAAGGAAUGGGAGUGGUGCGAUCAAUUGAGCAUGUUACAAUUGAUGGUGACCGUCCUACUGCUGAUGUCAUAAUUGUGGACUGUGGAGAAAAUCUUGAGGGGGCAGAUGAUGGAAUAUCUAAUUUUUUCAAAGACGGUGAUACUUAUCCUGAUUGGCCAGCUGACCUUGACGAGAGCCCAAACGAGCUCUCCUGGUGGAUGAAUGCUGUUGAUUCUAUAAAGUCUUUUGGCAAUGAGCAUUACAAGAAACAAGACUAUAAGAUGGCUCUUAGAAAGUAUCGGAAGGCUUUACGCUAUCUGGAUAUCUGCUGGGAGAAAGAAGGAAUUGAUGAAGAGAAGUGUUCAUGUUUGAGAAAGACAAAGUCACAGAUUUUCACUAACAGCUCUGCUUGUAAGUUGAAAUUAGGGGAUCUGAAAGGAGCUUUGUUAGACACCGAAUUUGCAAUGCGUGAUGGAGAUAACAAUGUGAAAGCUUUGUUCCGCCAAGGUCAGGCAUACAUGGCACUUAAUGACAUUGAUGCUGCUGUUGAAAGCCUCAAGAAGGCAUGCGAUUUGGAGCCAAAUGAUGCUGGAAUAAAGAAAGAGCUUGCUGCUGCUAAGAAGAAGAUUGCUGAUAGACGUGAUCUGGAGAGAAAGGCAUACAGCAAGAUGUUCCAAUAGCAGAUUGGCAUUCAACUGGUUUUGCCAGGGAUCCGAGGAAAAUAACAGAUCCUUCACACCAAAUACAAUUGUACAAAAUUGAGGAUUGAGAAAAUUCUUAGAUUUUUCUUAUCAGAAAAAUCAGAAAAAUCGGGAGAGCGUAGCCGUAAUACUUUAGAACUGGCUAACACUAAUGAACUGUUCCUUGAUGAAAAUUUGAUCCGAACGAUUUUGUUUACAAUAAACUUUGGACUUUAAGUUUACAA
This is a messenger RNA of Alnus glutinosa, 1601 nucleotides long. Its product is annotated as peptidyl-prolyl cis-trans isomerase CYP40. The transcript has 9 exons. NCBI's taxonomy places the organism in Eukaryota, Viridiplantae, Streptophyta, Magnoliopsida, Fagales, Betulaceae. The record is from RefSeq and is a predicted model, not a curated record. Gene Ontology annotation, biological process: protein folding; protein peptidyl-prolyl isomerization. Gene Ontology annotation, molecular function: peptidyl-prolyl cis-trans isomerase activity; protein binding. Bases 274 to 1356 code for a protein of 360 amino acids.